This is a messenger RNA of Sporothrix schenckii 1099-18, 342 nucleotides long. RefSeq lists its product as uncharacterized. NCBI's taxonomy places the organism in Eukaryota, Fungi, Ascomycota, Sordariomycetes, Ophiostomatales, Ophiostomataceae. The record is from RefSeq and is a predicted model, not a curated record. The transcript has a single exon. The coding region runs from base 1 to 342 and encodes 113 amino acids.
AUGCCACUGCGCGACCCGCCCCUGAAUCGUCGACAGGCCGAAAGAGAAAUUGUAAGAAGUCGAUCCAACAAGUCCCAACCCUUUGCUUCUCGGACACUGCUCGGUCUAACGUACCUGCAGUGCCUGCUGCGCGACCGAGAUCGCUGUCUGGUAACUGGGACGGCCAACCUCGAAGUGUGCCACAUAUUCCCAUUCGCUACCAACAACAGCAGCGACAAGGUGGGCCGGCUGUUGCAAUUUGAGAUUGCGAGCUUGUCCGGUGCAGCAGGCGAUGAUAACUUUCUUUACGAAGACGACGACGAGUACGAGCGAGACGAGGACGAAGGAGAGGGGCCGAUUUAG